Momordica charantia (bitter melon) is the source of this 887-nucleotide messenger RNA. RefSeq names its product LDL receptor wingless signaling/trafficking chaperone. The record is from RefSeq and is a predicted model, not a curated record. Lineage: Eukaryota; Viridiplantae; Streptophyta; Magnoliopsida; Cucurbitales; Cucurbitaceae.
AUCUUCGCCUCGCCUCUCACUCAAAAAAACCAAUGAGAAUUUGCUUCCCACGACGUUCUCCUCUCCUUCCCAUCUUCUUUCUGAUCGUAAUCGCCGUCGGAAUUUUCAAGGAUGCCGGUUUUAAUCGCUUAGUUGAGGGUGGACAGCGGCGAAUCCACAUUACCGAUGAUCUCGACGACGUGGUCGACGACGAGGAGGAUGAAUCUUGGAAGGAAUGGGGCAAGAAAAAGACGUCCUCCAGCAAUUUCGACUUGCCGGCCGCCGAUUUGUCGAAGAUGGAGAUUUCGGAGAUUCAGGCUGAGAUGAUCAAGCGGCGUUCAGGUCCGGCUAUGGGAUUUGUGAAGCUUCGGCUGGGCGUUCGCCGGACUGCGGACUUGGUGGCUGACAUUGCUAUGCAGUGGACGAAAGUUCUCAAAACUGGAUCCGUUGAGGCACAUUUUAUGGCGGUCGACCUUAAUACACUCAUGUUCACGAUGAGCAGAGGGCAAGACAUAGAUGAGUUGAAGGAGUAUGUGUUGAGGCAGCCAGAGUCAUACGAGAUCAAAAUUGGGGACCAAGUAUUUCGAAGGCCUGGAGAUCCUCCUCUGCAGGAAGUCAUUGAGAUGCUCCGGAAAGAUAAGAACAAAGCUGAAGACACCAAUCCUUCAGAAAAUGUUGAGCCAUUGCACCAGGAAUUGUAGUGCUCAUACAUGGUAUGAAUCUUUAACUUGAAGCUUGAUCUGGGAUUAUUUGAUCUGUUGAUUUGUUUUACUUCUUAGUAUUGUUUGUAGCCAAGCAUGAAAAAUAUGGGGAAAGUCAUCUCUUGCAAUCAUAAGACAGAUGGUAGUUUUAUCAUGACAAGUCAAGUAAUGAUAAAGCCAAGCUUAUCAAUUUACGGGUUGAUAAAA